Molecule: messenger RNA, 1233 nt
Organism: Candida albicans SC5314
Lineage: Eukaryota; Fungi; Ascomycota; Pichiomycetes; Serinales; Debaryomycetaceae
Gene: FGR44
Product: Fgr44p
Exons: 1
Coding region: 1-1233 (410 amino acids)
Molecular function (GO): nucleic acid binding
Source: RefSeq, a predicted model, not a curated record
AUGCCCAACAACGUUUCAACCGUGCCAGCUCAAGGUAUGAACAAGAACCAUACUGCUAUCCCAUCGUCACUUCUUACAGCUCUUUCUAAGCAACAGGAUAAGCUUUAUAUAUUACAUUUGGAGAAAGAUUUGAUUAAAUUUAUCAAGAAUUCUGUAUUGGGGAAUAUCAAACAACCCGAAUAUAUCAUUCAAGCCCAAUACUUGAAGAAUAGCUACUACAGAUUAUUGAGUCAUCAAUUAUGUCAAUAUUACAAUUUACAACAUUGGAACAACACUUUUAAUGAAAUAAUUGUCACACCAAUUCCAAAUUUUGAUUAUCAACAGUUUAUAAAGGCUAUCGAAAGCUCAGAUAACAACGAAGGAGGUGAGUUUGUCAAAAUUGUCAGUGUUGCCCAUAAAUAUAAAUCAGAAAAUACAGCCACCACCACCAACAACAACACAAACACCGACGCCCCAGAACAGCCAAACAAACCAGCACCAAUAAAGAAACUAAUGGUUAGAAAAAUUAUUAAUAAACCUGUGAGUGAUCCAACCCCAGGGCAAGCUCCAGGUACACCAGAAAGUGAGGUUAGUGAUCUAACGAAAGAAUUAGAUGAAAGUAAAUUGAUACUGGAAGACACAGGUCUGAGCACACCGAUUUCUGAAUCUUCAGAGAACACUACUAAUAAUAUCGAGUCUCAAAGGGCGUCCAAAGAAGCACUUUACAUGAAACUAAGGGAAGAGAUAUUUGAAAACAAUAACGAAGAAGAAGAGGAGGAGGAGGAGGAAGAGGAGGACGGCGAUUAUGGUACAACCGAUUCUCAAGAAAGUAACAAUCGAAGUUACAAAACUCACAACAAUUUCAUCAAAGGACGAAAUCACGGUAAUUACAGUGGUUACAAGACUACCCCAUAUCAACAACAACAACUACAACACCAACCACCAAUGUAUAACACUAUACCGAUGCCCGUUCCAUAUCAAUUCAGUCCUAAUUCACAAGGGCCACCAAUUCCAGGGAUGAUUUACAGUCCAUAUUAUCAACCAAUGAUGUAUGGAUAUGCACCAAACUAUCCUGGAGCCCCCACCAACAAUAAUAAUGUUGUACCAGCUCCCAAAUACGACAAGGAAACAGAGAGAAGAAUAUUGAACAAUCCGUACAUAAUAUUACCCAAUGAUACUAAAAAUGGUAAAAAUAAUAAUUAUAGUAACAAACAUACUAAGCAUAAAAAACAAUUUACCAAUUCUAAUAUAUAA